UCCUAUUCUGCGCCGCCACUGCAUCUUCCUAGGGAUCCUCUCAGAUCCCCUUCUCACCCAACCAGUGCGCUCCACCAAUCUAGCCCCCUCCAUCCACCGACGCCUCCCCUGCUCGAUCCCGAGGGGAUCACGAGCAGCUCCCCACCGGUUGCCAGCGCAGCAGCGCACCUCCCCUCGCGCCAUGGGGCUCCAAGUCCGCCCAACUUGCCUCCGCUUCUAUCCAGCAGGGAAUGAGACCCCGACGACCUCCCGUGACCGGAUCCAGCACGCCCAGGCCGAGCCCUACAGGAUCUUCGCAGGAGCAGAAGCUCCUCCACCAUGGACGCCGGGAAAUGCCAUGGCCGCCACACCAUGGAGUCACAUCGACCCGGAUCCGGCCGGGAACCAGACGAGCCCGUGCCUCCCCCGCCUCGGAUCGGGUCGUCCCUGCGCCAAGUCCCUAGCCGCCGAUGCCGUCGCGCCUUCUUCCCAUGUGAUGCUCGAGCGAGAGCCAUGCCCGUGCUGCACCCCUGCUCAGGAACGAGCUCAGCACCGUCUUGUGCUUCGCCCCGCGCCUCAAGUCCCGCAGCGCCGCCUCCCUUGUUUCGUCUCCGGCCCCUGCCUCGCGUGCGUGACGUCCCGUGCCAGAUCUCCAAGGCCAGCGCCGCCCGUCGCAGGAGCGCUCGUCCCCAAGUCCUGCACUGCCGCCGUUCGAGAGGAGGACAACGGAGCCGCGCCCCGCGUUGAGCAGUCUAGCGCCAGCCUGGACUAGUGCCACUCGCUGCGCGAGGCCUCCUCUGCUUCGCUCGCGGCCCAGCCUGCACCCCGCGGCCUGCCUCCACCUCCUCACCGACGGGCUGAAGCCCAUGGUGAGCGCCCCAGCGCCCAGCAGUUUCGGCCCAAUGUAGUUUUUUUUCGGUCUGCGAAUUUUUCUAAUUUCCGGGGAAUUAGCAGAUUUGCAGAAAAACCCUCAUACUUCAUGCAUUUAAUAACUUCUCAACCGUGCAUCUGAUUAAAACAUUUUAUAUACGUAACAUGCUUAGAAUUGCAUCUAGUUUCAUAAUAUGUCA
Triticum dicoccoides is the source of this 1049-nucleotide messenger RNA. RefSeq lists its product as uncharacterized. Bases 182 to 751 code for a protein of 189 amino acids. Lineage: Eukaryota; Viridiplantae; Streptophyta; Magnoliopsida; Poales; Poaceae. The record is from RefSeq and is a predicted model, not a curated record. The transcript has 2 exons.